Molecule: messenger RNA, 1203 nt
Organism: Monoraphidium neglectum
Lineage: Eukaryota; Viridiplantae; Chlorophyta; Chlorophyceae; Sphaeropleales; Selenastraceae
Exons: 3
Coding region: 1-1203 (400 amino acids)
Source: RefSeq, a predicted model, not a curated record
AUGAUCACUUUCGCCUGGCAUCACGGGGCGCAGGCCUCGCCCGCCGUUAUGGACAUUACUAUCGACGAGAACGCAAGCGCCUCGGGCUCCCAGGCUUCGGAGCAGUCUGUGCUGCUGGAAAGCCUCGAAGAUGCACUCUCUGCAGACGUGUUUGAUGCGCGGCCGCUCGCCGCGUGCACGCCCGACGGCCUGGACGACCUGCUUGCUGCGGAGCGAGAGGCCGAGGAGCGCGCUGCCGCCCCGGCGGCGGCUGCCGCCGGCCGCGCCGCCCCCGUCCUGUCUGGCGCAGAGCGUGCCAACCUGGUCAACUGGAUGACGUCAGCGGCCUCGCAGCUCGGCCUGGGUGCAGACGCGCUGUUCACAGCGGUGGGGUGCCUGGAUGAUCUGAGGCUCCGCCCGGGGGCGCCCCGUGCUCUCAUGCGGGGCGCAGCAUGCCUGUGGCUGGCCGCCAAGUGGACACACGGCGCGCGCGCCCCGCCCGCGAGCGCCGUCGUGGCGACGCUGCCGGCGUGCGCCUGCGGCGGCUGCGAGGGCUGCGGCGCCGGCGCCGGUGCGUCGGCCGCGGCCGCGGCGAGGCGCCAGCUGCUGCGCGCGGAGGGCGACGUGCUGCGCGCGCUCGAUUACGGCGCCGCCGCGUUCCGCCGUCCCACGGCGGAGACCUUCCUGCGCGCCGCGCUCCUGCGCCUGCAGCACCAGGCGGGCGGCCGCCGGGAAAGGGGCGCCGCCGCCUCCUCCCAGCAGGAGAAGCAGCAGCAGCAGCAGCAGCAGCAGCAGCAGCAGGGCGUGGCGUCCCUGUGCUCUCUCCUGGCCGAACAGUCGCUGCUCGAGUGCCAGCUGCGCGGCUUCCGCCCCAGCGCCGUCGCCGCCGCGUGCGUCGCCUACGGCCACGCGCUCGCGGGCCGCCCCCUGACAGCGCUGCAGCUCGCCGCCGCGACCGGCUGCGGCGGCGCGGCCGCGCUCGGCGCAGUGUCGCGCGCCGCAGACGUGCUGCGCGCGGUGCACGCGGCCGUGGCCGCGGCGGCGGCGGGCGGCAACCCCUAUGCCUGCUCGCUCCGCUGGCUGCGCCUGGACGCGGCGGCGCUGACGGUGCCGCCCAUCGCCGGCGCCGGCGACGCGCGCGUUGCGCUGCUGGCGGCCGGCCGCAAGGGCGGCUUGGCGGGCGACGACUGGGCGUGGUUCCUGCCAGAGUGCGCCGCUGCCUGA